Lucilia cuprina (Australian sheep blowfly) is the source of this 4423-nucleotide messenger RNA. It is a transcript of the gene CalpC, whose product is annotated as calpain-C. Gene Ontology annotation, cellular component: cytoplasm. Lineage: Eukaryota; Metazoa; Arthropoda; Insecta; Diptera; Calliphoridae. The transcript has 2 exons. Gene Ontology annotation, molecular function: calcium-dependent cysteine-type endopeptidase activity; calcium ion binding. Gene Ontology annotation, biological process: proteolysis. The record is from RefSeq and is a predicted model, not a curated record. The coding region runs from base 2219 to 4255 and encodes 678 amino acids.
GGACCUACUGUCAUAUGUUUCCCCUUCCCACGAAUUAGAGUUUAAAUCAGAGCCACUACGUAGGUCCAAAGGAUCUACCUCAACCGACUGACCAGCCAGGACAAAGUCCUGCGUUCAACUGGCCACCCGUAGUACCAGAUUAUUUGUUGAUCUGGUUCGGCUCCGUGUCAAAUCAUUCCAACUAGAUGAUAGUCCCGCAGACUAGAGAUACUGGUAGGUGAAUAUAUAUUAGUUAGUUAUUCUAUUUAUAAGGAUAGUUAUUAUAAAUCCCAAGAGAUUUUCCACAAAAAUUUACAAAAUUUAUGUCUUCUUCAAGUCAUUUUCUGAAGGGGAGUAUGUAUGAAGGCUAGGGUCAAACUAGGCCCGAUCGUUACAUACAUAAAUCAGCAGUGUCAUUUAGACUUUUACAAAAAACUAAGUUUUGCUGAUUUUUGACAUACUAGAACAUUAACCAUAAUUAUGGACAUAAAAGCCACAUUUGGGGGUAAGGUUGUAUGAGUACUAAGCGAAAUAAUGAAGCGAUUUUAACCAUUUUCAAUUGCGUUUGUCUUUGGACCAAAAGAAAUGCAUUUACUAAAUUUCAUUGAAUUAUCUUGAAAAUUGUCACAUAUAGCGUGCAUAAAAGCUUUCAUGGACAUAACUAAAACAACUCAGAAAGUGAUUCUUAGCUUAUUGGUAUACUUUAAGUUGGGUGUCGGACUUAUAUUUUUGUGUGUUACAAACAUCAGCACAAACGCAAAUUAGUAUCCCUAAUGUAGUGUUGUAGGGUAUAAAAAUAACGAAUAAAUUUUUUAAAAAAUAAUAAUGAACCUACUUCUUAAGAUAAUUUCCGGUUAAGUAAAAUUAUUUUAUUUUCAACAGAGUUGUAUUUAGUAGAUAAUAGUAUGAAAACAACAUCAAAACAACACACAUUUUAGAGUGGCAACACUUUUCAACUAAAAACGUUGCGCAUGCUUAGAUAGUUUAAUUUAAAACACAGGUGGUUAAAGGUUUUUGCGGUAAACCAGGUGGCUACAUUAUUAUUCUAACAUGUUUUUUAUAUCUUUUUCUUUUUUAAGCCAUAAUAUAAACUGUUGGCUGAUUGCCCAAAGAAAAAAAAAACACAACUCUCUUAGCUGGUUCAAAGCAACCAAUCUAACCAACUUAAACAUUCAUUAUAUUUUCUUUCUUUCAUUUCGUUCGCUCGUUCGUUUGUACGUUCGCAUUCUACACUAUUUUUGCGUGUACAAUAUAGACAAUAAUUUUUUAUUUGGUUUUUUUUGUGUUGUUUAAAUAACUUUCACUUUGUGUGCACUUGGACGAAAAUCAUAAAUUUUUCCUAUUUUUUUUUAACUAAUAUUUGAGUACUAGUUUAUACUAGUACUAGUUAAUAAGUUGUAAUUUAGUUAUUUUAUUUUUGUGGAAUUAUUGUGUAUUGAAUGAAGAAAACAGAAGACAUUGCAGUGUUGUUGCGUGUAUGUGUGUGUGUGUGUGUUUUUUUAAACGAAUUUGAAUUUUUCCCCAAAACAAGGUCAUACGCAAAACUAACAACUUUAUAAAUUAAUAAUAAAAAUAAUAACUAAACGACAAAUAAAUAAUAAUAAUAAAAUAUACUUUGAAUAUAUAAAUAAAAGAAAGAAAAGAAAACAAAAACAAGUACAAGAAGAAAUUAAUACGUGAUUAAAAUUUAAAUUAAGUUUUAUUACUAAAGAAAGGAAAACGAAUUAUAAGAAUUGUUUAAAGUAUAAGGUGUUUGUUAAGUUUUAAUAAAAUUAAAGAAACCAGAAUAUUCCUACAAAUUGGAAAAGUUUUACGACAAAAAAAUAUUAAUAAAAAAAAAUAUUGCUGUUGGUUAAUGUGUCAAGUUGAGCACGAGCAGCAGCACCAACAAAACGAAUGAGUGUGUGUGUUCAUAUUAAUAAAAAAAUUAUAAAUAAUAUUUAAGUUUUCUUUAAAAAAACAUAUUUGCAUAAGAAAACGCCCACAACUUAAGACCAAAAUAAGUAACAUAAUUGAACGGUAAAACUAUCCAACCAACUAAAUAUCCGUCCGUCUGUUUGACAAACAGCCAAACAACAUAGUCAGCUAGCCAGCCAGCAAACCAACCAACAAAUCACUUAGCAGUUAUUAAGUUGAGUUGUUAAAUGUGUUUUUGUUUUUGGACGGAACAACUUAAACUACGAAAUCAUAUCAAAAUCAACAAGGAAUAAAAAAAAGAAAAUAAUAAACCUCAAUAAAUAUGACAUCAAAAUAUGAACGCAUUAAAACAGAGUGUCGUACACGUAACACUCUCUGGGAAGAUCCUGAUUUUCCUGCUGUACAACAGUCUGUUUUCUACUAUCAAACACCACCAUUUACGUUUCAAUGGCGUCGCAUAUCCGAAAUAGCUGAUGCUCCAAAUGCCUGUUUUGUCAAUGAGACAGAAAAUUUUGAUGUUAUACCCGGUAAAAUGGGUGAUCGUUGGUUAGUUUCGUGUCUAGGUGUUCUACAUUCACUGCGCAAUCUCUUCUAUCGUGUUGUACCUGCCGAUCAGAGUCUGGACAAGGCUAAUGGUGUUUUUCGUUUUCGUCUUUGGUGGUGCGGUGAAUGGGUGGAAGUUUUAGUUGAUGAUCGUUUGCCCACCAUUAAUGGACGUUUGGCUUUUCUCCAACCUCAAACAUCUAACUGUUAUUGGGCCUCUUUGCUGGAAAAGGCCAUUGCUAAAUUGCAUGGUUCUUAUGAGGCUCUUAAAUAUGGCACACGUUCGGAUGGCCUCAGUGAUUUACUGGGUGGUGUUGUUCAGUGUAUACCCCUUAAGGCUACCAGUACUACAGAUUUGGUAAGGCCUCAACAGUUGAAAUCUCAUUUGGAUACCACUUGCAUUGUUACCUGUAUAGCUGCGACAAGUGCUGCCAUGGCUCAGCAUAAAAAUACACCUGAACGUCUACCGAAUGGAAUAAUACUUAAUGUUAACUACAGACUCUGUUCACUGGAUAAAGUUGAAACUUUACUCGGUGACGCUGUACAAUUGGUGCGUAUUAAGGAUCCAUUAGCAUGUAAUGCUUUUGCUAACAACAAUGACUACGAGGGCGAUUGGUCGGCAAUGUCUCCAACAUGGGAACGUGUCUCGGUACAGGAACGUGAUCGUUUAUUUGGCCAACUAGAAGUGGGAGAAUUUUGGAUGUCAUUUUUGGAUUUCACACAAACUUUCUCCAGUCUGGAGGUCAUUUAUCUCGAUGCCGAUACAGCUAAAGAUGAACUCACACUACAGGAUCGACCGAAACGUUGGCAAAUGAAAAUGUUUCAGGGACAAUGGAAACGUGGUGUUACGGCGGGUGGUUGUCGUAAUCAUGAAUCAUUUCACAUUAAUCCUCAGCUAUUGCUAACCAUACCGGAGAAACAGGAAAUUGUGGUGGCCCUCAAUCAACACACAGCAGUAGAGCCUAAAGUAAUAGGUUUCACUAUGUACAAAUUAAGCGGUGUGGCGGGCUCUAAGGUUAAUCAAAAGAUCACCGAAUGUUUACCCAAAGAAUUUUUCAAAACUCAAGUUAGUUUUCUUAAUUCGGAUUAUGGCAAUACCAGACAUGUGACUUGUCAUUGUCAGCUGGAAGUGGGACAAUAUGUACUAAUGCCCACCACCUAUGAACCGGGUGAAGAAUCUAGUUUUACUGUAAGAAUAUUGGGUACAGUACCCUUACGUUUGUCACUAUUAGAAACACAAACAUUAAUGCUGCUCGAUCCCUUCCCAGUGCUUAAGAAUGAAGCAGAUUCUACGAAAAUCAAAAACGUAUGUCAAUAUGAACCCGUUUUUAUGCAAUUGGCCGAUGAAAAUAAAACCAUUAAUUGUUUUGAACUGCAUGAGUUAUUGGAUGCCUGUUUGCCCAAUGAUUAUAUAAAAGGUUGCGCCAAUAUAGACAUUUGUCGCCAAGUUAUCGCUUUACAGGAUAAAACCGGCACUGGUCGUAUUAACUUCUUACAGUUUAAAACUUUUAUGGUGAAUUUAAAAUCCUGGCAGGGAGUUUUUAAAAUGUACACCAAAGAAAAAGCCGGCAUUUUAAGAGCCGAACGUUUGCGUGAUGCUCUCUACGAUGUGGGCUUUCAGUUAAGCACCGAUAUUAUGAAUUGCAUUAUGCAACGUUUCAUACGUAAAGAUGGCACUUUACGUUUAAGUGAUUUUGCUUCAGCAGUUUUACAUUUAACGGCAGCAUUUGAUUAUUUUCAACGUAAAGAUCACAAUCAGGAUAAUGUCAUUGAAAUCGAAAUGUCCGAUUGGAUUAAAUGUGUUUUACGUUGUUAACACUAGUUUUAUAAUAUGCUCGCUAUAUAUAUAUUCUAUAGAUCAGGUUUGAUUGUAGACAAAUUAUUGCAAAUAAGUUGAAAAGUUUUGAAAUUAUUUAGUUGUUAGAAGAGUUUUUCUUUUUUUUUGAAACAAACACCAGUAAGAUGACGUUUUAUUUAGUCUAAU